UUUCCCAUGCACUUUUUUCUUACCUUUCCUUCCCAUUUUCACUUAUACAGUUACCAUAUUUGUUCCCUCACUCCCAGUCGUGUGUUAACCCAUUGUUCUUGUUUUUAUUUUCCUUUCUGCAUAAAAAUAUUUUCUUCGUUAGUUAUAGUUUACUAUUGUUGUCUUCAUCAGACAAGAGAGAAAAGAUAUUUUAUUAGUAUCUGCUGCCCUUUCAUUCCCCCCAAGAAAGAUAUAUAUAAAUCUUCUCCUUCUCCACUCUGCGCUCCAGCCACCUUAUCUCUCUAUUUCUUUGUUCUUCAACUAUCCCAAGGGAACUGAGAGAGAGAGAGAGAGAAGUCAUGGACGCUGUUCUUCAAACCAGAGGCCUUCUCUCUCUCCCCGCAAACCCCGUUAACAGAAUCUCACUCUUUAAACCUUCACAAGGUUUAAAGCACAGAUUUUUCUCUCCAAAGCCAAAAAACCUUUCUGGGUCUUCUCUUUCCUCCAAUGGGUUCCCAAAACUCUCACCAAGACCCAACAAUGUCUUUGCCCAAAGGGACCAAAACAAAAACUUGUUCUUGUGCAGGGCUGAGGCUGCUGCAGCCUCCUUUGGGGAACCAGAAAGUGAGAAACAAAAGUUUUUGGGUAUUGAAGUUGCCACCUUGAAGAAGAUUGUGCCUCUGGGGAUGAUGUUCUUUUGCAUCCUCUUCAACUAUACAAUCUUAAGGGACACAAAAGAUGUGUUGGUUGUGACGGCCAGAGGAAGCAGUGCUGAGAUUAUACCGUUUCUCAAAACCUGGGUGAACCUUCCCAUGGCCAUUGGGUUCAUGUUAUUGUACACAAAGUUGGCUAAUGUGUUGUCCAAGCAGGCUCUCUUCUACUCUAUUAUUCUUCCCUUCAUUGCCUUCUUUGGGGCCUUUGGUUUUGUUUUGUACCCUCUCAGCAACUAUAUUCACCCUGAGGCUUUUGCGGAUAAGCUUCUCAACAUCCUUGGCCCACGGUUCCUUGGUCCUCUUGCAAUUAUGAGAAUAUGGAGCUUCUGUUUGUUCUAUGUCAUGGCUGAAUUGUGGGGGAGUGUGGUCAUUUCAGUGCUGUUUUGGGGGUUUGCCAAUCAGAUUACUACCAUUGAUGAAGCAAAAAGAUUCUAUCCUCUAUUUGGACUUGGGGCCAAUGUAGCCCUUGUGUUCUCUGGUCGGACAGUGAAAUACUUUUCUAAUCUGAGGAGUACUUUAGGUCCUGGAGUUGAUGGUUGGGCCAUCUCUCUGAAAGCAAUGAUGAGCAUAGUUGUGGGCAUGGGAUUUGCAAUCUGUUUCCUGUAUUGGUGGGUGAACAAUUAUGUUCCUCUUCCUACACGUAGCAAGAAGAAGAAGGAGAAGCCCAAGAUGGGAACAAUGGAGAGCAUUAAGUUCUUGGUGUCUUCAAAAUAUAUAAGGGAUCUUGCCACUUUAGUGGUUGCAUAUGGAAUUAGCAUUAAUCUUGUUGAGGUUACAUGGAAAUCAAAGCUCAAAGCUCAGUUUCCAAGCCCCAACGAGUACUCAUCUUUUAUGGGAGACUUCUCAACUGCAACUGGAAUUGCUACAUUCAUAAUGAUGCUUCUAAGUCAAUUUAUAUUUGACAAAUAUGGGUGGGGAGUUGCUGCCAAGAUCACCCCCACCGUCCUGCUUUUGACAGGAGUUGGUUUCUUUUCUCUUAUAUUAUUUGGUGGCCCAAUUGCUCCUGUUAUUGCAAAGUUUGGAAUGACUCCACUGCUAGCUGCUGUAUAUGUGGGUGCCAUGCAGAACAUAUUCAGCAAGAGUGCUAAGUACAGUUUAUUCGAUCCAUGCAAAGAAAUGGCCUACAUACCCUUGGAUGAGGAUACCAAGGUCAAGGGGAAGGCAGCCAUUGAUGUUGUGUGCAACCCAUUGGGGAAAUCUGGAGGAGCUCUAAUUCAGCAGUUCAUGAUCUUAACUUUUGGUUCACUAGCUAACUCAACUCCGUACCUAGGAGGGGUCCUUCUGGUGAUUGUUCUUGCCUGGUUAUCAGCAGCCAAGUCGCUUGAUACACAGUUUACUGCCUUGCGUCGAGAAGAAGAACUUGAGAAAGAGAUGGAGAGAGCAGCAGCUGUUAAGAUACCAGUGGUGGCCAAGGAUGAGGAUGGAAAUGGUUCUCUUAAAAGUGUUCCACUGUUAAAUCCAACAGCUGGUGACUCCUCAAGUACAUUGAAUUGAACUCAACUCGCAGUAUUUCAAGCUUAAACUACAUUGAAUUGCAAGGCAGGAGGAGUAAGCCAAAACUCAUGAGAUUUGUUAGCUUAAACUAUUUGUUGUAGGUCAUUAUCUCGUCUGAGUUUGAUUGUCACUUUUUUUCAAGUCUUUUUAUUGUUACUUUUGUUCUCACUGAUAAAUGAUUUUAUUCUCUCAAUAUGAAGCUUUCCUAUUUUGUAGCACAUUUUAAAUUUUUUUUUGAAAGAAUGAACACAUUUGUAA
Messenger RNA from Glycine soja, 2444 nucleotides. Its product is annotated as ADP,ATP carrier protein 1, chloroplastic-like. Gene Ontology annotation, molecular function: ATP:ADP antiporter activity. Gene Ontology annotation, cellular component: membrane. The record is from RefSeq and is a predicted model, not a curated record. Lineage: Eukaryota; Viridiplantae; Streptophyta; Magnoliopsida; Fabales; Fabaceae. The coding region runs from base 339 to 2186 and encodes 615 amino acids. Gene Ontology annotation, biological process: nucleotide transport. The transcript has 5 exons.